GGCAGCUAGCGACCCUCCACUGGCGUUGGCUAAUUCGGCUUAGUAUUGAGGGUGGUCGUGGGACCAAAACCGCGACGAGCUGUGCGUAUUUUCCCCACAGAUGAGAAGGAACGGUUACUACAGGAAAGGCCGAGACGUCAGCCUCGUCACGCUUGGGCAAGUCCAAUGCAGAAAAUAUGAGUAAACGGGAUAAUUAUCUUGGCUGGCCAAAUCCCUUAACGCCACAGACAACACCAGCAACAACAUCCAUGUUACUGGCUCCUGCUGCAAUCCUGCUUUGGUUCCGGAGCAACAAUUAAAAGGGACCAGCUUGUCUCCUAUUGUUCUAUUUUAUUUCGGGAAAAGACGCGGUUUUGUCUCUAGGCGCUCGUAUAGCCUACGCGAAUAACAGUCUCACAGCCUUAUGUUGUAAACGCAUAUAAUCCACCAGUCUGUUAGUUGGAUGUUUACGCUUUAAAAUGGCUGCUGAACUGGGUAUUUUGGAUCAGAAUGAAGAUCUAGAAUAAGAUGCCGUGAAUGUUGUAAUAUCUUGUCCCUAAGACUUUUACAGGGGACAAUGCGCCGCUUCCAACAUUUUUGCAGUAUUGUGCGCUUUGGAGAAUUUUCCACCCGUAACUGCAGGAGGUAACGUAGGAAAUUCCUUCUGUUCGAAACACAAUGAGGCGAGCCAUCAUUUAUACCUGUAGUCAUAUUUGAAUAUAUCUAUUCAUCGGUAAUACACGGCAAUAUCUCUAGUAUGUGUUCGUCGUUGGAUUGUUAUAGCGUUCGCUGCGUCCUGUAACGGUGUUGAUUCUGCCUGACAGAAUUUUCCUGAUCAGUUUCUGAAUGGAUCCCCCAGCUAAUUGAAACAGUCUGGGUACCACGAAAGCAGAGACUCGGCUUCGCCUCUACUCAUCGGAAGGCCUUGCUCGCUGCCUCCACACAGCAGGAAAAUGGAUGGUGGGAAAAUGCUAAGAACUGAGCUGCUUUUUCUCAGACAGAGGACAUACACAAGCUCUGGACUGCAAGACGUCAACAGAUAUCUAUUGUUGUGCGUUAUGUUCUACCUGGUGCUCAUCACGCACGCUUCUCCCUCGAAAACCUGUGACAAAAACUGUCUCUCCGGGAAAUGCAUCAAUGGGACAUGCGUCUGCGACCGAGGAUGGGUCGGAGACCAGUGUCAACACUGUCAGGGCCGAUUCAAGUUAACGGAACCUUCGGGGUAUCUCACUGACGGCCCAAUCAAUUACAAGUACAAAACCAAAUGCACCUGGCUGAUCGAGGGAUACCCAAAUGCGGUCCUGAGGUUGCGCUUCAACCACUUUGCCACCGAGUGCAGCUGGGAUCACAUGUACGUCUACGACGGAGACUCCAUCUACGCCCCCCUGGUGGCCGUCUUCAGUGGCCUAAUAGUUCCAGAGGUGCGUGGAAAUGAGACAGUUCCAGAGGUCGAGACUACUUCAGGCUACGCACUCCUCCACUUCUUCAGCGAUGCUGCAUAUAACCUCACUGGCUUUGAGAUCUUCUACUCAAUCAACUCGUGUCCCAACAACUGCUCGGGCCACGGCAAGUGCACGACGGGCAACUCCAUUGCCAGCCGCGUGUACUGCGAGUGCGACGAGUACUGGAAGGGCGAGGCCUGCAACAUCCCCUACUGCCGCAACAACUGCGGCAGCCCCGACCACGGCUACUGCGACCUGACCGGCGAGAAGCUCUGCGUUUGCAACGAGAGCUGGCAAGGUCCAGAUUGUUCUCUGACCGUCCCGUCCACGGAGUCCUACUGGUUCAUGCCGAGCGUGAAGCCCUUCGGGACGUCGUUGGGCCGGGCGUCCCACAAGGCCGUGGUGCAGGAAAAGGUCAUGUGGGUCGUGGGCGGCUACACCUUCAACUACAGCUCCUUCCAGAUGAUCCUUAACUAUAAUCUGGAGAGUGGCAUCUGGAACACCGUGCCCAUCAGCAGCGGGCCCCUGCCGAGAUACGGACACUCCAUCGCCCUCUACCAGGAUGAUAUCUACAUGUUUGGUGGGAAGCUUGAGAUGGGCGCGGGCAACGUGACGGACGAGCUGUGGGUCUUCAACAUCCCGAGCCGGACGUGGUCGCAGCGCUCGCCGGCCACGCAAGCGCACACGGGCCAGGUGUUCGCCGUGGAGGGCCACUCGGCCCACGUGGCUGAGCUGGAGAGCGGCGACCCGGUCAUGGUGGUCAUCUUCGGCUACUCGUCCAUCUACAGCUACAUCAGCAACGUGCAGGAGUACAACAUCAGGACAAACGAGUGGCACAUCCCCGAGACUCGAGGGGCGAUUUCUCUGGGUGGCUACGGCCACAGCAGCGUGUACGACCCGGGCAGCAAGUGCGUGUUUGUCCACGGCGGCUACAAGUCCCUGCCCAACAAGAACAACAACAAAUACGGCCUGGUGGAUGACCUGUACCGCUACGAAGUCCCUGCGCGCACCUGGACGAUCCUGAAGGAGAGCUCGUAUCCCCGUUACCUGCAUUCCGCUGUGCUCCUGGGUGGAACCCUCCUCGUCUUCGGCGGAAACACCCACAACGACACGUCGCUGAGCAACGGGGCCAAGUGCUUCUCCACCGACUUCCUGGCGUACGACAUCGCCUGUGAUGAGUGGAAAGUCCUUCCCAAACCAAAUCUCCAUCGUGAUGUGAACCGCUUUGGACACACAGCUGUAACCAGCAAUGGGUCCAUGUAUGUGUUCGGCGGCUUCUCCAGCGUCCUCCUGAACGACGUCCUCGUCUACCGGCCGCCCAACUGCGAGGCCUUCCUGGACGAGAAGCGCUGCGUGACGGCCGGCCCUGGCGUCCGCUGCGUCUGGGUCCGUAGCCGCUGCUCGUCCUGGGCGCCGGGCCCCUUCAACGGCACCAUGGACGCACCCUUCUGCCCUCUGAAACCCGCCCCCAUUGACGAGCGCUGCUAUCGUUUCUCGGACUGUGCCAGCUGCACCUCCAACACCAACGGCUGCCAGUGGUGCGACGACAAGAAGUGCAUCUCGGCCGGGAGCAACUGCUCUGUGCCGGUGAAGAACUUCACGCGCUGCACGCUGAGGAACGAGCAGAUCUGCGCCAAGCUGGUCAACUGCAAGAGCUGCUCCCUCAACCGCAACUGCCAAUGGGAUGCCCAGCAGCAGGAGUGCCACGCCCUGCCAGCUCAGCUCUGUGGGGAAGGCUGGAGCCACGUCGGGGAGGUGUGCCUGCGCAUCAACUCGAGCCGCGAGAGCUACGACAACGCGCAGCACUACUGCAAAAACCUGGACGGGAGCAUCGCAUCGCUCACCAAGGCCAAGCAGGUGGACUUUGUCCUGGAGGAGUUGCAGAAGUACCAGCUGCAGGAGAAGAAGCUGUCGCCGUGGGUCGGCCUGCGCAAGAUCAACGUGUCGUACUGGGCGUGGGAGAACACGGCGCCCUUCGCCAACACCUCGCUGCAGUGGCUGGCGGGCGAGCCCAGCGACUCGGGCUUCUGCGCCUACCUGGAGCUCAGCGACAGCACGGGCCUCAAGGCCAACGCCUGCACCGCCACCACCGACGGCCUCAUCUGCGAGAAACCAGUCGUGAGCCCCAAUCAGAAUGCCCGCUCCUGCAGGAAGCCGUGCUCGCUGCGUACCAGCUGUGCCAACUGCACAAGCCAGACCAUGGAGUGCAUGUGGUGUGCCAGCACCAGGCGCUGCGUCGACUCCAACGCCUACGUCAUCCCCCCCUUCCCCUACGGCCAGUGCCUGGAGUGGCAGACUGGAGAGUGUGUGUCUCAGAACUGCUCGGGGCUGCGGACCUGCAGUAAGUGCCUGGAGCAGCCGGAGUGCGGCUGGUGCGGCGACCCCAGCAACACGGGCCGGGGCCAGUGCAUGGAGGGCUCGUACCGCGGGCCCAUGCGCAGCCCGGCCAAGCUCAACCAGGCCCAGGGCCAGCAGGGCAACGCGCUCACCCACAGCCAGGACAUGGUGCUGGAGCCGGCCCUCUGCCCCAAGGACAAGGGCUACGAGUGGGCCUUCAUUCAGUGCCCUGCUUGCCAGUGUAAUGGCCACAGCACCUGUGUGAACGGCAGCGUGUGUGAACAGUGCAGAAACCUAACCACGGGCACUCAGUGCGACACCUGCAUGGCCGGUUACCACGGAGACCCGACCAACGGCGGCAAGUGCCAAGCCUGCAAGUGCAACGGCCAUGCCAACGUGUGCCAGGUGAUGACGGGCAAGUGUUACUGCACCACCAAGGGGAUCAAGGGGGACCAGUGCCAACUAUGCGACUCAGAGAACCGUUACCUUGGCAACCCCCUGAGGGGAACCUGUUACUACAACCUGCUGAUCGACUACCAGUUCACAUUUAGCCUGCUCCAGGAGGAUGACCACUACUACACUGCGAUCAACUUCAUGGCCCAGCCGGAGCAGACAAACAAGAACUUGGAUAUGUCCAUCAAUGCCUCCAAUAAUUUCAACCUCAACAUCACUUGGUCUGUUGGAUCAACAGCUGGAACCAUCUCUGGCGAGGAGGUCCCCAUCGUGUCCAAGACAAACAUCAAAGAGUACCGUGACAGCUUUUCUUCUGAGAAGUUCAGCUUCCGGAGUAACCCCAAUAUCACUUUUUAUGUCUACGUCAGCAACUUCUCCUGGCCAAUCAAAAUCCAGAUUGCCUUCUCUCAGCACAACAGCAUCAUGGACCUCGUGCAGUUCUUUGUGACAUUUUUCAGCUGUUUCCUGUCUCUGUUGCUGGUGGCUGCAGUCGUGUGGAAGAUCAAGCAGACCUGUUGGGCGUCUCGACGACGUGAGCAACUGAUGCGGGAGAGGCAGCAAAUGGCGAGUCGGCCCUUUGCCUCGGUGUCUGUGGCCCCGGAGGUGGGCUGUGAAUACGUGAAGCUACUGCAGGGAGGAUCUGAGGGCCCCCCCAAACCUGUUGCCAUGGAGCCAUGUUCAGGGGGCAAGGCGGCCGUGCUGACGGUGCUCAUCUGUCUCCCACGCAGCCCCACUGGAGUCCCACCUCCUGGCCAGUCAGGCAUCGCCAUAGCCAGCGCUCUGAUUGACACCUCCCAACAGAAGCCCAUGGACUUCAAGGAGAAGAGCCAGGGUCUGAAGAACCGCAAAGCCCUCCCCCCAGCACACCAGGGCACCUGUGUCUGAGGCUCCGUUCUACUCGCUCUUCUCUUUACCCCCUGCCCCCCUCUUGGCCGUCCCGAACCUCCGAGGGGUCGAGGACGGAAGGGGGCUCACCCUGUUUUGGCCGAACUAACCCACCACUGCAGCCUCUCCGGCUGCCGCCUCUGUGUUGACGAGGGAGGAAGAGAGAGGCUCCUCUUUCAAGUGAUUGGGGAACCCAUUCAGUAGCAGCGUGUUUUAAGCUCCCAUCUACCCCCCCACACCCCCCCCAAACCCUUCUCCACCUUCCCCUCCAUCCCCACCGCUUCGCCACAUCUGCUGCCUCACCUCCUCUCCCUGAGCUGUCAAUCAAAGGCUCCCCUCUUUUCCCUGUUUCCUCUUCCUCCUCCUCCUCCUCCUCCUCCUCCUCCUCCUCCUCUUCCUCUUCACAAGUCAUCUGCAGCUAUUGCAUACCUGCAUGUCCAAAGUGCAUCUUGACCUUCGUCGGAGCGUCACCAUAUGCUUUUGCUAUCUCCAGCAUCCUUAACCCCCCCGCCUCCAGCAUUGAACCACAUUUAGCAUCCUGGUAACUCCCAAGCUUCUCCAAUGGUGGCUAGUUUCCACCUGUGCACCUUCUCGGCCUUGGAGGGAUCGAUCGUCACCUUCAACUCCCCCGGUUCCCCUCCCCUCUCGGUUUAGUGCCAUGUCAACUGACAUCGGAGGAAAAAGCACCUACCAACUCUGGCUGAGAUCGAUCACCCCAAAAUGUGCAAGUUCAACAAUGGGCAACGCCAGGUUAUUACACUUGGACCGAUCAUCCCAGGACAGCCUCCAGUUUUUGUUGUUGUUGUUGUUGUUGUUGAUGCUUCAUCAAUAGAUGAUCCCAGAAUUGCUGUGGUGCACAAUUAGCUCUUGGGACAGGAAGGUUAAAGUUUUGCGUUGGGGAAAAUGCACAGAGCGGGGGAAACUGUAAAUGCUUACUACUAGCAGUUUUUCUGUGGUUCCUAGGUCAAUACCAUGGACGUUGAAAACAUAUUGUUCAGUGGUUUUAAUUUUACACUCCUGUGUUUGCUUGCCAAUUUGACAUUUUUUUUUUUCGGACUGAGCCACUUAAUCACUCUUGUAUUUCUAGCUAUUACGGCUCAUUUUAUUUAAUUAAAACCAAUUGCCAUGUGUAGCGUCUAAAAGCUAUCACAAUCUUUUUAAGCUAAAGCAAAGUAAAGCUGCUGGUUGCUUUGUUCUACCGUAGGAAGAGAGAGAGAGAACAUACAGUUCUAACAUUGUUUGAUGGCUCACAUAUACAUACCUAGACACCCACACACACGUCCAAAUAAACACUCAACAAGAUUAUGAGUGCUAAACAAGUUUGUCAACAGCUUUUUGUCCCCAUUUAUGUGUGGAUAAAAGCAUCUGGAUUGACACACUCACACACAAACACGCACACACACACACAUACUCACACACACUCCAUUAUGAUUAAACAGAAUGUAAAGUACUAUACGCUGCACACAGUGUGUCUGUACGUGCUCUUGAUGUCCGUCGCGUUGCCUGACGUCUUCGCAAGAUGCAAACUAGCGCGGGUGCUCUUAGGGCUAGUGUUCCAUUCGAUCGUCGUCGGAUCACUGAUCAAAAAGGGGGCUGUGGGGUGGAGAGGACGUUCUCUAAAAGACUCGGUGACCCAGUGCUCAACGAGCUAACUCCAUUUUGAAUGGGCAAUGGGCUGCUAGACAGCGCAUCCUCUGUGUCAUCAGCAUGGCAAAAAAAAUGAAGGGAGAUUUAUGUCUAAAUAAGAAGAGAAAGAAAUGGCAGCCCCUUUUUACAAAUGAACGUGGAGGGCUUUUGUUUCGUUUUGUUUUGUUUUGUCUGGUUUGUUUUGUUUUUAGCUGGUAUGUUUAUGGUGUAAAGCAGGUGAAUAUUCUGCCUGUUAUGUAAUAUUCUGUUUAUAUAAUAUGCUGUGGAUCUCCAGAGAAGCUGUUACUGUGGAUGAUUUAUGAUGUUUCUUUUUUGUUUGUUUUGUUUUGUUUCGGUUAGAUGGUUGUUAUUUUCUUGACGAGGUUCAGUACCGGUCUGCCAGAAGGACAUUUGCAUUGUGGGCAGGUCGUGUCUCCAAAAAAAACUCUGGAGUCCUCUGAUUGAACUCGUCACGUUUUGUGGCACAGGAGUGUCUUAAUUGAAAAGCUGUUGGCAGACAGACCCCACUGGCCUCCCCCAUGCGUCCACCGUAAGCCCCCAACCCUCCGCCAUUUUAAGACGCUCUCAGUGACCUCUCGCUGGCCCGACUGGAAUGUUCUGAACGGAGUUGCAGCCUCGGGCCAUCCAAGUCUGAUAAGCUGGACAGGCCACCUCAGCAUUCAUGGACCUUCAGGACUUCUGGGUUGCUGCUUCUGUCAGCCCUAAAGAAACCUUGUUAAUGGAGGGGACGGGGGCUUUGAUUGGUUCUUUGUCUCCAUGGGAACACUGAGGAUAUGUACAGCACGCCCUACAUGUUUGUAUUACAUGGACCUUAAACAUGUGAAUCAAAUGUGAAUCUGUUGCUAUUUACGUAGCUACUUUGUUUCAUUUUUGUUUUGUUUUGUUUCAUUUCUUUCCCUGAUGUUUUUAAUAAAGAGUAUUAUGAGGACAACAUUUAUUUUAGAGCCCAACCUCUGUAUUAUAUCUCCAAGGAUAAUGACGGUGAUGAAAAAAACAAUGUCUUUUACAAUGUUUGUGACAAAAGAAAAAAUAAUGUUGUUUGUUUUCAUAAUGGAUCAACUCCUGUGUACUAUCACUGUUAUUACACUUUUAGUUUAUUAACAUUUUUUUGUAUUUGCAAUGUCACUCAGUAGUUGCUGCUGUGCAACUGUUCCAGUAUGGAGCACUUGGGCAUUGUAAAGUUAUUUUCUUUUUUCCAGAUUGUAAUAUUGUAGUAAUAGUGUACAUGUCAUUUUGACCUUAUUAAAGCCUAUUUGCGGAUGUGAAA
Sardina pilchardus (European sardine) is the source of this 8010-nucleotide messenger RNA. It is a transcript of the gene atrnl1b, whose product is annotated as attractin-like 1b. Gene Ontology annotation, cellular component: Golgi apparatus. Lineage: Eukaryota; Metazoa; Chordata; Actinopteri; Clupeiformes; Clupeidae. Gene Ontology annotation, molecular function: protein binding. The record is from RefSeq and is a predicted model, not a curated record.